UAAAAAGUCACACAUGUCUUUGAAAUUAUAUUCAUUAAAUAUUAUCUUACAACAGUAAACCAAAUUAUUGUAAGCCCAAAUUAUGUCCAUGAACGAAUCGAGAGCUCAUCAAUGGGCUUUAUAUGCACUGGCGGGAUUGACGGGCUUUGUAUGCGGGGCCUUUGUUCAGCAAGAGGCGUCCAUAAGGCAACUUUUCCAGCAGAUCCGCAGGGAUCCCUAUAUUUACCAUCAUCGUCAUAAGUUGUAUCCCAUGCUAUCUACCUUUAGGACAGACCAUGAAACCCGUUUGUGGAAUAGUUCCACGUCUUUGGCUGACAAAUUCAGAGAAUUGGUAGUAUCACCGAUUUUCGACUUUGUUAGCGCUGCCUUAAUGCUAAAAACUGAUUCAGCAACUACAACAGAUCUGCUAGAUUUAAUCAAAUACGGACUGCCCAGCACGGAGAACUUGUAUGUCCACAAGGACUAUAUUGUUUCGCAGGAUAUGUGCACGAAUGCCCCAAGAUGGAUCUGUGAGCAUUUCCGGGGGGAUUAUCAAAAAAUGGCGUCCGAUGAAGGCGGCUAUAGUAACCUGAAUCUGCGCUACAAUGAUGUCUAUGUUUUGAGCUGCGGUUCGAUGAAGAUCUGUAAAGUAUUUAAGCGGAAAAUAUGGAACGAUCUGGAGAAAUAUGUUUCCACUAAGGCUAAGGAGUUCGGCUCAGUGUACACUUACACUGGACCGAUUUACACACCAUCCUGUCACGAGAAUGGCAAAUGGACAAUGAAAUACGAGGUGUUCGAUUGGACUCCGAUGCCGGUUCCAUCGCAUUACUUUAAGGUCCUGAUCGUAGAGAGUCGAAUUCCGGGACUAUAUCCUUUUAUGGAAGGAUAUAUCAUCGAAAACAGCCGAAUGGUGGGCGGAAAGUUAAGUGAUCAUCGGGCCAAGGUAGACGAAAUAGAACGUUUUACGGGCCUGCAGUUCAACAAGGUCCUGCAACCCGUUGUGCAAUUUGAUAAGAACUCUUUCAAGGUGGACACCAGGGCCUGGGCGGGACGAUUCGAGGAAAUUUCUGAGCCACUUGUUACCCUUCCUGCGAAUAAGGAAAUAAAAGAGUUUUAAAGUAUGUUUCUAAAGUUUUAAAGCGUAAAUGUAAGCUUCAGUUUUGGAAAAGAAACGGGAUGUUUUUAAAUCAACU
Molecule: messenger RNA, 1172 nt
Organism: Drosophila suzukii
Lineage: Eukaryota; Metazoa; Arthropoda; Insecta; Diptera; Drosophilidae
Gene: Tengl3
Product: Testis EndoG-Like 3
Biological process (GO): apoptotic DNA fragmentation
Cellular component (GO): nucleus; mitochondrial inner membrane
Molecular function (GO): metal ion binding; nucleic acid binding; single-stranded DNA endonuclease activity
Source: RefSeq, a predicted model, not a curated record